AAGCCAAAUUUUUAAAUCUAAACGUGUGAGACCUUUUAUCAUCAAAUAUUAAGCCCUGAUCAAAAUUGCUAAGCAAAUGCCCAAGGGCCAAUGAAAAAACUGUGAUAACAAAACCGUGUGAAAAACGCUCGAGAAAAGAAAAACAUUUAACUUAAAAUCAGAAAACAAAACCCCAGGCAUACAAAAGCAAGUGAGAGUGAGAACAGGAGGAGGAGAGGAGCAGGAUUUAGUAUUACAGAGAGGAGGAUGCACUUUGGCCAGGCGGCAAGGCCAUCUUUGGGGCUGCUCCUGGCGGUUGCUGUGGCUAAACGGUCGCCCAAGGACAAAACGGCAAGUUGAUGUUGCUGCCAUCUUGGCAUCUAAUUGGGGCCCUCCUCGUGCUCACGGCCACAGCGGGGGACUCCACCAACAACAAGAUCAUCUUGCCACAAAUACUGAAUGGUGGAGACGCCCCUGGCAAGCAUCCAUCCGGUACGAAGACAGCAAGCGGUGCCACAAAUGGCGUGGGAGGCGGCGUAGGACACGUCGGAGUCAUCGGUAUUGCCACAGGAACUGGCAAUACGGUGGUCGGAAGCAAUGGCGUGAUUGUUGCCGGUGGCGGUGUUGUGGCCAAUGGCCAAACCACGAAUUUAAACACUGUUGUCGAAGAACCCGAAUUUACUGAAUACAUCGAAAAUGUAACUGUACCUGCUGGACGUAAUGUUAAACUCGGAUGUUCCGUUAAGAAUCUGGGAUCAUAUAAGGUAGCAUGGAUGCACUUUGAGCAGAGUGCCAUUCUUACCGUUCACAAUCACGUGAUCACUAGGAAUCCACGGAUCAGUGUAACGCACGACAAGCACGACAGGCAUCGCACGUGGUAUCUGCACAUCAAUAAUGUCCACGAGGAGGACAAGGGACGCUAUAUGUGCCAGAUCAAUACGGUGACGGCCAAAACGCAGUUUGGCUACCUAAAUGUUGUGGUUCCCCCCAACAUUGAUGACUCGCUGAGCUCCAGCGAUGUGAUUGUCCGCGAGGGGGCCAACAUUUCGCUGAGGUGUCGGGCGAGUGGUAGCCCGAGACCCAUUAUCAAAUGGAAACGGGAUGAUAACUCCCGCAUAGCCAUCAAUAAGAAUCACAUAGUCAACGAAUGGGAGGGCGAUACAUUGGAGAUAACUCGCAUCUCUCGAUUGGACAUGGGCGCCUACCUGUGCAUCGCCUCGAAUGGGGUGCCCCCAACGGUUUCCAAGCGCAUCAAAGUCAGUGUCGACUUCCCCCCAAUGCUGCUCAUCCCACAUCAAUUGGUUGGCGCACCAGAAGGUUUCAAUGUCACCAUCGAAUGUUUUACGGAGGCGCAUCCCACAUCUCUCAAUUAUUGGACACGCGGCGAGGGACCAAUCAUACACGAUUCGCACAAGUACAAAGUUGAAUCAAGCGUUGGCGUUCCUGCCUACAAAACGCACAUGAAGCUAACGAUCAUAAAUGUAAGCAGCGGCGAUGAUGGCAUCUACAAAUGUGUGGCCAAGAAUCCCAGAGGAGAGACAGAUGGCAUUAUUCGAUUGUAUGUCUCCUAUCCACCAACAACAGUAUCAUCGGGCACAACCGACUCCCAUUGGGAGCGGGAAAAUGGCAUCAAUGGCAAUAAUUACGCCUAUGGGGGCUCCGAUGGCCAACGCUCCAUUUAUGGACAAGAUAAAAAUACGAGAUAUCAAUCGAAUUUGAAUGAAAUCGGUUUAUCUGAACAAAAAUCCUUCCUAGAUAAGACCCAAAAUCCAUUGGCGGCCAAUGGCAAUGGCAAUACACAAGAUUCCGAGGCUGCAGGAGCCAACAGGGGAGCCCAACCAGCCAAGGCCAUUGCGUGGAUGCUCCUGUUUCUCCCAGCAACAACAAUCUUGUUAACAAUCCGCCAGCCAGCGGUUGGUUCUCAUAGCUCUACUGUAAGUGUAAGGCUCUGAACUAUGGUAUGGGACUAGAUCUAAGGCUUCAACCGUAAUGUUAGCAAACAAACAAAAAAUAAUACUAUAUUUAAUCGUAUAGAAACACUAGUGGAAACGAGACCCUAAUUACGAUCCGCCCUUCCCCCAUCCAGGCCUCUAGAGACAGACAGAAAGAAUGGGAGAGAG
Drosophila subobscura is the source of this 2099-nucleotide messenger RNA. RefSeq names its product neurotrimin (gene DIP-zeta). The record is from RefSeq and is a predicted model, not a curated record. The transcript is spliced from 9 exons. Gene Ontology annotation, cellular component: neuron projection. NCBI's taxonomy places the organism in Eukaryota, Metazoa, Arthropoda, Insecta, Diptera, Drosophilidae. The coding region runs from base 339 to 1931 and encodes 530 amino acids.